AUGCAAUUUCUUGGGCAUAUUGUUGGUAUAAAUGGAAUAAAACCUGACUCUCAAAAGGUUAAAAAACUUGAAAAAUUACCUCCACCGAAAAAUAUUACUCAAUUAAGAGCAUUCAUAGGACUGGCAUCCUAUUAUCGUCGAUUUAUAGAAAACUUCGCUAAAAAGGCUGCACCUUUAAACAAAUUAUUACAAAAGGAUGUAGAAUUUAUUUGGACAGAAGAACAUAAUAGAAUAUUUAAUUAUUUAAAACAAUGUUUAAUUACUGCCCCAAUUUUACAAUACUCUAAUUAUAAUGAACCAUUCAUUAUAUUUACUGAUGCAUCUUAUCAAGGACUUGGAGCUGUAUUAUCCCAA
Molecule: messenger RNA, 354 nt
Organism: Racocetra fulgida
Lineage: Eukaryota; Fungi; Glomeromycota; Glomeromycetes; Diversisporales; Gigasporaceae
Source: the annotation of a GenBank genome assembly